This is a messenger RNA of Solea solea (common sole), 1738 nucleotides long. RefSeq lists its product as uncharacterized. The record is from RefSeq and is a predicted model, not a curated record. Bases 89 to 1108 code for a protein of 339 amino acids. The transcript has a single exon. Lineage: Eukaryota; Metazoa; Chordata; Actinopteri; Pleuronectiformes; Soleidae. Gene Ontology annotation, molecular function: protein binding.
ACACAGCUCUUCCUGCUCCUCUGAUCAGCCAAAACAUCCCUAAAAUGGGAUCUAUUUCAAGAUCGACCUUCUGUGUGUUACUGCGAUCAUGUUGUGCGCAUGCGCGCUGGCUCAGUACUGCAGAGGGUGUCCCUCACCGCGGCAGCUGUCAGGAGCUCGGGGAUGUUGGACAGAGGACAGCUGUCCUGUCCUCGACUGUCCUCCGGGGCUCCAGCGCGAUGAGAGGCGCAGUCUUGACCCGCUGACGGCUCACGUUGCUCGGGUCGUCAUGGCCUCUCUUACCGUCUCCUCGACCGCCAGGAACAUCGAGAAACAUCGCAAGUCCUUGUCGCUGCUCUUCUACCGGGCAGUGCGGGACCUGAAGCCGGUGUGGAUGCUGGAGGACAUGCGGACGAUGGAGACGUUCUACCUAGAAGAGGACGAACGACAGAGGAGUUACAGCCCGUCCGAGGCUCUUCUUUACGCCAUAGUCCACGACCACCAGGCGUACGCCCAGUACCUGCUCAGCCGCUUCACCGAAGAAGCGCUCGCAAAGCCCGGGGAGCGUUUCUGCUGCUGCCCGUCCUCAGCGCCUCACCUGAGCCUGGCUGUGCGCUACGACAGGCGCUGCAUCCUGGGCCACAUAUUACAGCGCACCCACAAAACAAGUCACACGGACCACGCCGGGUCCUGGCACACAGAGGGCGGCAGGACUGCUUUACAUCUGGCCUGUGAGCUCUUGCGGCCCGAGGCGGUCAUGAUGAUGCUGGGCAGCGGAGCUUCACCACACGCCCGGGACCAGAGCGGCCUGACCCCGCUGGACGUGGUUCUGGAGAAACUCAGGGACUCGAAGGAGGCGAAGAGCCGGGACAGUCGGCAGUGCCUGGACCACCUGCUCAUGUUCAUGCACACGGUUCAGUUCCAACUGAGAGGAUGUUUAAAGAGCGAGCCGGAGCUCUGGAGGACGCUGCUCGGCGAGGACACGUACCGGUAUCUGUCGGGACGGAGCCCAGCGCCGCUGCUGCUCAGCGCCAUGCGGACCGUGGUGAAGCAGCUGCGUCCGGACACUUUCCCCGACUGCCUGCACGAGCUGCCCCUCCCCCCGGCCCUCUUAGCGCGGCUGCUGUAGCCUCACUGUGACGUCAGGGCCACCAGGGCGCGUGCUCCAGUGUGUGAUAUGACUGCUGUUUUAGCUGUGUGCGCGUGUGUGUGCGCGCGCGCGACAGUAUGGAUUUAUUGAAAUGAUAUUGAAUGAUUGAGAUCAUUGUGUUUAAACUCAUCAUUGUCUAAAACACACUGAAUCAUCUGCAGAUCAUGAACCUUUUGUAUGAACUUGAAACGAGAAUGUUGAUGAUUAUAAAGUAUAAAGUAUGUUGUUGAACAAGUGAAAUAUUAAUGACUUUCAUCUUCCACGAUUACAACAAUAAUGGAAAGUGGUUGUAAGUGUUUUUGGUGUGAAACGUGAUCAUAAUUGUAGUAAAGUGUUAAUAGAGAAGCGGAUCAAUGACCUGGAUUGAAUUAGAUGUAAAGCAAUAACAUUUGAAGGAACCUCAUGUGAUAAUGUGACUCAUGUUCUGCAGCAUGUUGUCAUGAACACAGCUUUAUUCUUCCACUGUAGUCAUCUGUUGAUGGGUCACCCACAGCUGCCGACACUUGACUGAUGCGGUCCAGUUUGUUUGUAAUGUUACAGCUGAUCUUUAUUCAUUUGGGUUAUUUAAAACCUCUGACCUUUUUAAAUAAACAGGAAUCUAAGUGGUGA